UCUUUUUUUACCUCAUACAGACACAAAGUAUGGGAAACGAAACUUAAAUUUUGUUGUUGAGAAAGACAGAGAGGAGGCUCUCUUGCUCCGGAUAAGGGAGGGGCCGACUCCUCUCCAAAGCCUCAUAGCAGUGAAGCCACACGAUACUGCCGGUAAUGUUUAUCAGGUCUCACAGGUUCCAUUAACAUGGAGGACGUCGGCCAGAUUACAAUCUUCAUGAAGAUCGGCCUAAUUGACGACUCAUUGAAGCAAAGUCGGACAUUUAUCAGACUCUGGCCUUCAGUUUAGUCAAAGACAAGUUGAUCCAGCUUUGUUCUGUCCCUUAGUAAGUGCCUUAGUUAAUCAGACUUGUAACUGAAUCUGGGUCUAUUGAGACUAGCUGCAACCAAAAUACUACAAUCUGCAGUUUUGAAUCCAGGUGCUGACUUCAGCAUUAUGAAAGUACCACAAUGUCAGCUAGUGAAACCAAACUUGCUCCUCUGUCAUCAACACAUGACCUCAAAAUUGCAUGCACUUGGUGCUCUAUCAAGGAGAAAGAAGUUACGUAUACGUUAAAAUCUGUUCUCCACCAGUGUGCACGCAAUCUCCUGUUCUGCAGAGCCAAAGGAGGCAGCAAAUGGAGGCCAGUCUCUAGGCGGCCCAAGUUUCCGAAUCCAAGUCAAUAUCAGAAAUGCUGCUUCUUUACGGAGGGCCUCGGAUGCACGUUCCACAAGAACCGGUGCACCUUCGCCAGAACUGACGAGGAAGCCGCCGUUUGGACGUUUGAAAAGCGCCAAAGGUUAGACCAUGUGCUCCUCUGCAAUCUCAUAGCUCAGUCUGAGAGAGGAUCUGAUCUGCUUGAUAACUCUGAACCACUGGGCGACCUCUUGCCAAUUCUGGGUUUAAAGACUGUGUGUGAUCAGUGUUCUGUGAAGGAGAAGGAAAUAACAUACACAGUUCAGUCAGUCAGUCACAAGUGCAGUAGAAAUCUGCUUUUAGCCAAAGACGGAGACUCUAAUCAGUGGAGGCCUGUCUCUGAGCGGCCUACAUGUGGACAGUUUGGUCGGAAUGUUCUCUACCAAGUGUGUCAAUUCUACGUCGAGGGCUCUGGAUGUACACGACACGGACAGGGAUGCACUUAUGCCAGGAGUUAUGAAGAAGCUGCGGUAUGGAACUACGUUAGAGAAAGGGACAUUGACCAAGACGAGUUAAUCAGACGAGUUACUGAGUCUGAGCUUAUUAAGUUGACACCAGAAACUGCAGCUGAAAGCAUUCGCCAGCAGUGUUUAGGCGAAUUCUUGGAGUUCUGCAAGGAAUGCUUUCAGGAUCGCCCACAAAAACUGACAGCCAAAAGGUGGAAUUCCACCUGCUCAGCAGAUGCAGCGCACACCUGGGACCCAGUCUUAGUUCAUCACCUAUCAGAGAAUAGCCAAAAGCACGUCUACAGCCAGGUGCGCCCUCUUCUCCAGAACUGUCAGUUCACAUACUGCAGCCACGUCAGGCAAGGCAAGCCCUGCUGGCAUGGGGCCAGCCACUGCCAGUCCGCCCAGAGCGAGGUGGAGAUGGCCGUGUGGGAAGCGGAGCACAGCGGUUUCUCCGUGCGGCCACACCUCCUUCAGAUGAACCGGCAGGAGCAGACAGAGCACAGGAAGGUCACCAUGUACUGCAAGAUUUGCUUCCUGAUCCUCCCUUCUCCGGAGAGCUUCUACAAGCACUGCUGCUCUUUGGAGCAUGCCCAGUUACUCUCUGAGGACACCAUCACCAGGUGGAGGGGACGACAACCCCCACACAACCACCGAUCUGAGUUUUGGCUGUGUGAGAGACCACAAACGUGCGAGUACGGCAACAACUGCCCUAAAGCUCACUCUGUGGAAGAGCUGCAGGAGUGGUUGAUGCGUGCUGCAGAGGAGAAGGAGAUCAGAGACAACAUGGGAGCCCAGGGUCUCAUGUGCUACAAUGAAAGGCUCCUGGAGGAAUACAAAACCAGCAGUAACGAAGUACACAUUAUAUCUGAACAAGUUGACGAUGUCAGCAUCUCUUGUGAUGAAAAAUUAACUGUGGAGUGUGAACAAAUCAAUGCAACACUGCAGUGGAACUUCCAAGUUGAAACAGAGAGACAACUGGUGCACGUGGCACUGCUGAAGCAGGAACCGGGAGCUUCAUUCACCCUUGGUGACCUCAGUUCUGUGCCCUGCAUCUACUCCUCAGGUAAAGUCUUUGUCAGUGAAGACAUGACCUACGACAUUACCGUGUCCUUCACAUCCAUCAACCCUGGCCUGUAUGAACAGUGGCUGGUGCUAGAUUUUGACAUGAGGCCAGUGCUGUUGAAGAAACUCAGAGUAAGAGUAGGCCAGCUGUCACUUGAUGACGUUGAGCAACCACCUGUGGAUCGCAGAGCCACCUUUCAAAGUGCCGAGCGUUGGCAUCGAGAGAACAGGUUCAUCAUCCCGUGUACGUCCAGGACAGAAGAACAGGAGGAGCUGUUAAAGGAGUACAAGCCUCCUCAGAUUAGCUUCCAGUAUAAAUCCUCCAACACCAGCCAAACACCUCUGAAUAAUGAGAACUACAAAGAAAGAAUGCACCACUUCCUGUACAAUGAGGAGCGGGCAGAGGACCAGAUUGUUUCAAGACUAAAUGUGUGUGGAGAAAUGACAACAUUGGACACGCUGAGCAGAACAAAGUUUGGCAUGGUGAAGGCUCCUCUGGGAGAACUGUUCUGUGCUGUCACGAUUCCCUGUAAUCUCACACCGGACACCCCUGAGGGACUGGCACUAAAUCGAAGCAUCCAGUCUGCCCUGAUAGCCCCCAUAUCUUCAAGUGGAUCAAACUCCAAGGUCUAUGAAGCAGUCAUUCUGCGAGACAAAACAAGCGAGAACAAAAUGUAUUUGCAGCUGUCUAAAAAAUGUUGCUCGGAUCUUGCUCUCAAAAGCAAUGAAUCGUAUCAAAUGGAGGUGCAGUUUCAGCUGAAUCGCCACAGCUUCUGCGCUAUGCACAAGACCGUAGACCUCCUUCCCGAUACAAAAAGAGUGCUACCAGACCUUGAAAGCUGUGCAGUUCCUGUGAAUAACAUCCACUAUGAGAAGCUGAAUGCAAGACAGCGUUCAGCGAUUGCCUUCAUCACAGGCCAUUCCAACGGCCAAAAAUGUGUGGCACCGCUCCUCAUCUAUGGACCGUUUGGAACUGGGAAAACAUUCACCCUUGCUACAGCAGCCAGAGAGCUUUGUAAGCAGCCUCACAACAAAGUGCUCAUUUGCACCCACACCAACAGUUCUGCAGAUCUGUACGUCAGAGAUCACUUACACCCAUUCAUUGACCAGAAAAAUAAUGGGAUGAGGCCAAUUCGAAUAAAAGCAAACAGUAAGAAUGCUAUGUUUGCCACGGAUGAGAUCACUUGGAAAUACUGUUUGCUUUCUGAAGAUGGACGGUUUUUUCUACCACCUACAAAAGCUGCCUUAGAUUGCCACAAAAUAGUCAUAACCACCACGACAAUGGCGAGACAUUUUCAUGACCUAAAGCUCCCAGAUGGAUAUUUCACCCACAUACUUAUUGAUGAAGCCUCUCAGAUGCUGGAAUGUGAAGCCUUGAUGGCCCUUGGCCUUGCUGGGCCAAACACCAGAGUUGUUUUGGCUGGGGAUCACAUGCAAAUGGGACCCAAGCUUUUCUCAGUUGAUGAUCAUCACCGUUCAAAUCACACACUCCUUAAUCGCUUGUUCCACUACUAUCAAGGCCAAAAGUGCGAGGCAGCCCAGAACAGUAGAAUCAUUUUCAGUGAAAACUACCGCUCAACCAAAGAAAUUGUGGAGUUUGUGUCCACCCAUUUCUACGUUGGUAAGAAUGAUGUUAUCAAAGCCACUGGAGAUGUUCCAGCUCCUGAAGAUGGCCAUGCCCUAAAGUUUCACCAUGUCCGGGGAGAGUGUCUCUUGGACACUGGGUCCAUGUCUUGGUAUAACAAAGACGAAGUUGGCAAAGUGGUGGAAGCAGUAAAGGAGAUUCUCAAACAAUGGCCAAUGAGCUGGGGGACCAUGGACAAAAGCUCAAUCUGCAUCCUAUCAGAGGGAUUUCAGGUUCGGCAAAUUAGGACAACACUUUCAAGAAGAGGCCUUGCUGAAGUUCAUGUUGAGAAUCUUGCAAAUGUGCAAGGCAAACAGUUCAGGGCAGUCAUAAUGACAGCUGUGCAAACACGUGACAGCCUUAAAACAUCUCACCUGCCUGGUCUGGAGCUGUUCAAUGAUGCCCGUGUGUUAAACACUGCAAUGACCAGGGCUCAGUCCCACUUGGUUGUGGUGGGAGAUGCUGCCGCCCUCUGUUGUUUUGGGAAAUGCUCAGGGGUCUGGAAGAGCUACAUAGACCACUGCAUCAGCAACAACAGUGUUGCACCACAGCAUUUCACCAGACAUUUCUUUGAAAAAGAUGUCAUGGAAACUGCAAGGUUUCAAAAGUCUGAAAAGGUGGAAGAGAGCGACACUCUCAACGAUGCAAUUCUUCAAGAGUUGAAAGAUGAAUACGAUCAACUGAAAACAGAUUAUAGUUCAGAAGAAGACCGACUGAAUUUGAAAGACUUUGACAACCACAUGGCAAGAUCAUCACACAAAAUCCAUGAUGUUGAUACAGACCUUUUGGAGUUGUGUCAAAAACAACCAGAGGGGUACAUACUAGGAAGGUUUGUCAAGGAGACAUUAACCAGAGGUUACGUCGUACCAUUUCAUAAUCCCGCCAGACGUAUCAGCAUCAAGGGAAGGCAAAACCUGGGUAAGGUCUUCACUGGGGAUGAAGUGGUCGUACAAACAGAAAGAGUGGUCAGCAUCACCAAGGAAGCUGAAUCGUCCCGUGUACUUGUGUGCCUGCUUGAGGAUGAGGAUCACAGCAAAUCGAGACAGAAUUUGGACGACAAAUUUAUCAAAAGGUUGAUGAUACCCAUUACAAAAUCUGCACCCAAAGUAUGCAUUCUGAUCAGCAAGAAAAGACGUCACUUCCUUCCAAUAUGGGAGCAGAUAAGUGGAGUGUGGACACCCGCGUCAUAUGAACGUCUUGAUGAAGACUUCAAACAAAAAAAUGUAUUUGUGGUGCAAGUGAUUGGCUGGAAAGAAAAUUGCACUUAUCCAUUGGGGAAUGUCAUAGAUAUUCUUCCGAUUGGAAGUUCUUUUUCUGCUGGACUACAGAUCCUGAAUGAAGAAUACAAAGUUGCACCCAAUACAUGUAAAUCAGACGAGGUACUCUCCUCCAAAGAUGAAGACGGGACACACAGACAGGUCAUGAGUGACGCAAUCACUUUCACUGUUGAUCCAGAAGAUGCAAAAGACUUGGAUGACGCCAUCAGUGUCAGGGAAACUGGAGACCAUGAGUAUGAGUUGGGAGUCCAUAUUGCAGACGUGGCAAGCUUUGUGAGUCCAAGUGGUGAAUUGGAUGAGGUUGCAAAACAACGUGGAGCUACGUAUUACGGCUGUAGAGAAGAUCCCGUGCAUUUGUUUCCCAAAGACUGCACUAAACACUUCAGUCUUCUCCCAGAUAAAGGUCGCAGGGUGGUUUCACUAAUGUUCAAAGUAAACAAGACAACAAAUGAGAUUAUCGGAAAGCCCAAAUUCCAGCUGUCAUGGAUCAUGUCUAACCGGAAGUUGUCUUAUGAAAAGGCAGGGGACAUGAUCACCGAGAGAUAUAGAGAUGGACCUAAAUUUGACUCUGUAGAAGACUGUGUGACAGUGGCUUAUUGUUUCGCAAUGGCCCAGAGGAAGAUUAGACUUGUGGAUUGGGCUUACUCUCAACCAGAUGAUGAUCGAUUGCCCGGAAAGCGCAAAGCCAAUCUGAUGAUUAACGAACUGAGUGUGUUAUUCAAUACACUUGCAUCUGAGGCUUUGAUUGGUUCAGAGAAAACCAUGUCUUGCACACCCCUUCGCUGUCAAGCAGAACCAGAUCCUGAAAAAAUUGAAGAAUUCAAGAUGAAAUGCGGAGGAUUAAUAUCACUAUCUUUUCAUGUGCAGCACAGAGUUGCCCACGACGAACAAGCACCAAACUGUGAAAACUUUCGCAUACUAACAGGAGUGUGGGAAGAUAUCCAGGCAGCUGCCAGAUCAGAUGAUAUAGACAGUAUGGUGGACCUGAUUGCUGCAGAUGACAUCCACCCUCUGCUCCAGCCAGUCAUUGAUCAGUUCAGGAGGUGCCUUGGUAAAGCUGAAGUCCUCUGUUCCAACUCCUCUUGCAAAGCAAAGGUUGGUCAUUAUUCUUUGAACGUAAAAUCCUACACCCAAGCAUCCUCACCAAUACGACGGUACAUGGACAUCAUCUUGCAGAGACUUUUGCACUCCAUCAUAUGCAACAGGGCUGUCCAAUACACUACCUCCGAGAUUAUGACUAUGUGCGGUCAAUUUGAGGAGAAGAUCAAGGCUGCUAAGGCAUAUGAACAAAAGGCUGAGCAGUUCCGCUAUGCAGUGAGUAUGAAAAAACAAAGUGCUUCAAAGUUAGCCUUCGUUGUUAGUCUCAACAGAGACUGUUUGGCAGUGGCAUUUCCUUUUAACAAGAAUGUAUUUGCGGACAGUGUAUCGGUUAUGUACAAAGGCUUACAAUUGUGCGAUCAACCAGUUUUUGAUGAGGCAAACGACUCCGUCACUCUCACAUGGAAAAGACGGAUCUACGCAGUUCACAACAUGCAAAUCCACCAAGAGAUGAAAACGCCAGGCUGUAAUCCCUGUGUUGAGCUUCCACUGACAGUAUGGAAGGCCACUAUUGAAGCAGUUGACACAAAAAACUGGGAUCAUGCAAAGUCUCUCAUAAUGGCGGCUAAUACAAAGCGACUGGAAAAACUAAAUGUCCUGCCACAAUCAGCUGUGGUGCCUUAUUCUAUGACUAACUCAUGUACCAACGAGAAGCAAGAGGAACAGAAGAAGCAUGAGGUUUCCAUCAACCUCCAGGUACAGAGAGGCGACACCCUUCAGAUCCAAAUGACAACAGAGAUAAAAAGAGGUUAUCACAUGCCUGCUGUUCAGUUGGUGCACAUUAAACCAAAGUUUGAGAUUUGUGUGCACCAUGUCCACAGCCCCAUCACAUGCUUCUCCAGAUCUGCAGACGAUCCUUCGAAGAUUUCUUAUAGUGACCCCAGGGAGUACGUACGGAUCUGGAAACCUAUGUGUGAGAUGGAAUCUGCUUCCAGUGCAGUGGAUGAAAGUGACAGCAUAGUCAUCGAGGACCUGGUGGUAAACUUCUCUCCAGAGCAGGAAGGCACACUAAGCGGUAGCUUCUUCUUACCUGCGGAAUGGAUCAAGGAAUGGGCCAUUGAAUGCAACCUGUCAAAGUGCUUACUGUGCAUACGGAAAAGAGGUUUGAAGUUGACUUCAACCCUGGAUCAUUCCGCAUUGGUGGACCCCAGAGGGUUCACAUGGGUGGCCCACGGCUUCACAAUAAAAGUAGAAGCACAGAAAAAGCCUCCAAAUAAAGGAAGUACAGUGGAGUUCCAUGUCAAUCACCUGCCGAUGGAGAACAUUCCUGAUUGUGUCUAUCAGACAAACACUUGUUUCACAGUGGAAAUAAUCCCAAAGCUCCUGCCUGACAUCCGCAAAGAAUAUGCUGUGAAGAACGUUCCAAUUGCAUGUGAACUUGUCCAGAGCAUAGCACUUGGGAAACACAUUCCAAGAGAGGUUGAACCAAGGUGGCACAGCUCGAAGAGAAAGUUACCAGAUGGACUGCCAGAGUUUAAUGCCAGUCAGCGUCAUGCUGUGGAGAAAGCUCUAAAUACCAACUUUACACUCAUUCAGGGACCACCUGGGACUGGAAAGACAGUGGUAGGUGUUUACAUAGUCUUCUGUUUCUUUGAGCUGAACUCUAUGAACCCGAGGAAAUUGGUUGACCCAGAAGAUGAGAACAAGAAGCAAGUCAUUCUCUACUGCGGCCCAUCCAACAAGUCUGUUGAUGUUGUUGCAGAGUACUUGUUGAAGUUUGGUGACAGAAUACGGCCACUCAGGGUCUACGGCCAACAAGUGGAGAUGCUUGAUUACCCUCAUCCAGACAGCGCUCUUCAGUUUUCCCGGAGGUCACACCGCCAAGAACGUGGCAAACCGAAGCUCAGGAGCAUCACAAUGCAUCACCGCAUGCGACAGGACCAAAACCCUUCUUCAAGUGAAAUAAAAGAUUUUGAUAAACGCAUUAAACUUGCCCUUGACAAACAAGGAGCAGAGCUGACUGACGAAGAAGUGAAAGAAUACAAAGAUCUUCUCAGUAAAGCUCGGAAGCAUGAGCUUGAACAGCAUGACAUCAUACUGUGCACAUGUACACAGUCUUCCACCCCGAUUUUGACCAAGACAGUCAGUGCACGCCAGAUCCUCAUUGAUGAAUGUGGAAUGGCCACUGAACCCCAGGCCCUGAUUCCAUUAGUCUGCAACAAACCAGAAAAGAUUGUUUUGAUCGGUGACCACAAACAGUUACGACCCAUUGUGAAGAACGAGCGUGUGAGGAAGCUUGGGAUGGCCAAGUCUCUGUUUGAACGCUUCUAUACAAUGCACAAGAGCAGGGCACUGAUGCUGGACACCCAGUACAGAAUGCAUGAGAGCAUAUGCAAGUUCCCGUCAAAAGAAUAUUAUGAGGGAAAACUGAAAACUGGGGUGGAGCAGCCGAGCAGCGUCCUGCGUGUUGGUGACAAGACAAUGCCAAUCGUUUUUGGGGACAUCAUUGGAGAAACAGUCAGUCUGGUCGUCAACACAGCCAAAGGCAACGAGAACUCUAAGGCAAACAAGGAGGAGAGAGACAAAGUGAUUGAAAUUGCUGGAAAGCUGGUGACGGCUGCCAAAAUUGAGCAGCAAAGCAUUGUGAUUCUGUCGCCCUAUAAUGCCCAAGUGUCAGAAAUCAAAGAUGAGCUGAAGAAGAGGAAAAUGGAUCAAAUCACUGUUACCACAAUCACUAAAAGCCAAGGAAGCGAAUGGCGUUACGUCAUCUUAUCCACAGUGUGCUCUCUGCCAAUUAAAGACAUAGAGAAAGAACCAGACGGAGCUUGGCUGUCCAAACAUCUGGGCUUUGUGGGCGAUCCCAACCAGAUCAACGUGGGCAUCACCAGGGCCAAGGAGGGGCUGUGCAUCAUCGGGAACGAAGAGUUGCUGAGAUGCAGCAGAGCUUGGAGGAAGCUCCUGGAUCACUACAGUUGUCACAAAGCAGUGACAGCUGCACACAAGAUUUCAGUGUAUAGUGCCACAUAGCUGAACUCAUCCAUACGUUUUAAGGGACUGGAUUUCUACGAGUAGCAGACCAGAAGAACAGAACGCCACAACUUCAUUUAUUAAACAUGUUUAUAUUAUAAGUCUAUUAUGUCGUAACUUUUUAUGUUCUCUUUUUACAAUUUUACUGCAUAUUUGAGGUUUGUGAUAUUGUAUUUGAUGUGCUCUGAUUUUCCUUGUUAUUUAAUAUAAAUAGGAAAUACUUUGACUUCUAGAUGAACUGUUUUAUUGUAAGAUGUGCUCAUUUAAAUUCUAAACGUCGAGGUUCAAAGACUGAAUGGUCUUUUUAUGCUUGCAUUUAAGAAAGUUGUUUAAGAAACGUUUGACAUAUUGUUUUUUGAUACCUUAAAAUCUUGUAUGUUCAGGGAUUAGCUUCAGCUACAGAAAUAUUAAUUAAACAUUGUAAUUGAAUAUAACAUGUAUGAUGUGUGAUUG
Messenger RNA from Anoplopoma fimbria (sablefish), 9605 nucleotides. Its product is annotated as helicase with zinc finger domain 2-like. Gene Ontology annotation, molecular function: 5'-3' DNA helicase activity; RNA binding; ATP hydrolysis activity. NCBI's taxonomy places the organism in Eukaryota, Metazoa, Chordata, Actinopteri, Perciformes, Anoplopomatidae. The record is from RefSeq and is a predicted model, not a curated record. The transcript has 20 exons. The coding region runs from base 450 to 9152 and encodes 2900 amino acids.